GCAGCGGCAGCGGCAGCAGAAGUCAGUCGGUCCUGUGGUACUCUGGAGUUACAGCUAGCAGCCAAUAGUAGCAGUCGGAGUACUUGUAUGUUCCCGUACCGUCGUGCGUUACUUUCUGGCCGUUAACGGAGCUCAGUCUGUUGUCGUCGGUGUGAUGGAACUGGACAAAAUGGACGAGAACGACUGGAAGUAUCACGGAGAGGGGAACAAGAGCCUGGUGGUCUCACACGUACAGCUUUCCAGAGUUUUACGCCUGCUCAAGUAUCCGGCCGAGGACUCUGAAAAUCCACCACAGACGGUGGAGCAGGCCUUUCGGCAGAUCCAGAACAUUGUUGACUUCAGCUCCAACGUGAUGAGCAGCCUGUUGGGAGAGAAGUUCAUCCACAGCGGGGAAGUGGUCAAAUUGCCGCUGGAGUUUGUGCGACAGCUGUCAAUAAAGGUUCAACAUCAAAGACCAGCCUGGCGCUGUGAUAAGGUGAUGGACAUCUACAGUGGCUGUGCUCUCUGCCUGCCCAACCUGACAACUCCAGCCCUCCACCAGCCAACACACACUCCUCCACUCUGCAUCGAGAUCAAGCCUAAAUGUGGCUUCUUGCCGUCCUCCAAACAUGUCAGCAAAGACAUCAAGACCAAAGUGUGCCGCUUCUGCAUGCACCAACACUACAAGGUGGCCAACGGGAAGUGGAAGAGACGCAGUCUGUACUGUCCUCUAGACCUGUUCUCAGGGAACAGACAGAGAAUGUACUUUGCCAUCAGACAUCUGAUAGAAGAACCUCAGAACAACUUUAAAAUCUUCAAGGGCGGUCAGUGUAUCUACAGCAGUAAGGAGGGCAGUGACGAUUCGUUGGACCUGAACUCUCUUCUUCAUCACCUCAGACCGUACUUCAUGUAUGGAAACAACCGACUCAACAGUCACAUGACCAGCAAAGCCGUCCUGAACGACUUCAUCCAGGUCCUGGUGAACGCUCUGCUGGGUGGUGGAGGAGGAGAUGGAGGGGUGGUGACGGACAGACGAGGAGAGGGGCGGAGCUUCUGUGAAGGGAGUCUGUUCAACAAGGAAAGGAUUCGCCACAGCUCUCAGGGUUUACCCAGCGACAGCGUUUUGUUCAGGAUUCUUCAGACUCAGAUGCUGGACACGCUGGACAUUGAAGGACUUUAUCCUCUGUACCGCAGAGUGGAGCAGCACCUGCAGGACUUCCCCAAGGAGAGAAGUCGUCUUCAGAUGGACGGGCCGUACAACGAGGCCUUCCUGGAGAAGCUGCAGAAAUGUCCGACUGAGGAUGACGGCUCUGUGGAGUACGCUGUCGCCAAGGUCCAUCAAUACCGCGUUGCCAUGACAGCCAAGGACUGCUCCAUCAUGGUCGCCCUGGUGCCCAGCUGUGAGGAAGAAGAGGAUGAUGAAGGUCUCUCCAGUCAGAGGCGGCUCAGGGACUUCCUCUCCUCCCGACCUCCUGCUAUCUCUUACUUUGUCUCCAUCUUGGAUCUCGACCCGAAGCCGUUCGACAGCAUCCCCUGCCAGCUGCGCCUGGACCAGAAGAUCGUCUCCUGCUACCUGAGGACUGGCGGUGCCUUGCCAAGGGGCUCCCUGCCGUCGCUCCCCGGCAUCAUCUCAGCUGCGGAGAGAGAGGAUUGCACGCUGCUCUUUCACCCAGUGUGACCCCCCCCAAAAAAAAACUGGAUGACCCUGAAGACGAAAACUGACGCCACGCUGAUGCCUCAAAUAGAGUAACCAUGUUGAUACAGAGGUCAGGAACCACUUCAGACCAGACGUGUUGAUCCGAGACUUUACUGCAGCACUUUCUCUUCACUCAGCUCAUGUCGACAGGUAUCAGCUCCAUCUGCUGCUGCUGCUCAGCAAAAUUCAAAUCUCCAGGAAGUCACCACUCAAUCACCAGACGUUUGAGUGACUUCCAGAUAUUUCUGUUACUGAUCUUUGAGUUUUUGUUGCGUCGUGGCCACUGAUGUCUCACUUCUGUCAGGAGGUGAAACCCAACAUCACCGCUCUGUUCUGUCAUGAUUCAUAUUUAUUAGAAAACACACAGGGAGCUUUGCUCUUUCCUCUUUAGUGACAGCGUUCGGACUAACCUCCUGACAGGCCUCUUUUUUAAAGGCCCUGACACACCACGCCAACGGUCGGCUGUUGGUUAAUGUUGAACCGUCAGUGAGCAUCCGUCUCUAGUGGCUGUGGUGGGUCCCGCACCGUCUGCCCACCAUCGUCUGCUUCUUUUCCACCAAUUCAAUACGCUGAAAAUACGACGUGGCGGAGAGUCAUUGACUGAAACCACACUGAUUGGCAAUCCAGCUCAGCGUGCAAGAAUGAAAACAGAAGUGAGGAAAGUAAACAAAAACCUGAAGUUUAGAGGGAGUGAGGUUGAAAUAAUCUUGUUGUAUAAGGUAAGAUUAUUUACCUUUAACCAUUGAGCUCGUUAGCAGAAAUGUUCCUGAUGGUUUGUGUUAUUGUUCACUGGUGCACAGAAAUUAUGCUCUGUUCUUUCAACACUGUGUUGUGUUGUUGAUGUGCUAACCGGCUAACCAGCGCCAAGACAGUUGUCCUGUUUUUAUUUGUGAAUGACUAUUACAGACAACCACGGCCUGCUGGUAUGGAGGGGUAUCUCCUCUCACGCAGGCUGGUUGGCAGUUGGUUUGGUGUGUUCAUGUGCAACUCUUUAGCUGAGACAUGGCGACAUGAGGGGACGCAGCAGGGGGCUUUCACUGAUGAUAGCUCUCUGAUGUCAGUUUGGUGUGUCUGGGCCUUUAAGGUUGUCAUGGCAACAACAUGACCAUUCUCGUCCUCUGUGUCAAUGCUGACAGUAAAGCUGGGAGAAAAAGACAGAAGAGAGGAGAGUGAAAGUGAUGGAGAGAUAUGCAGGUCGUUGGGCGUUGACGUACGUAUGAUGUCAUUUCCUGAAUGUAGGCGGGGCCUCUGGUGGACUGAGGCGAAGCCAAAAUAUGUUUGUCCAGGUUGGACUGGUGUUCUCUGAAGCAUCACUAUGGUAACAGAAGCACUGGUUACCAUAGCUGCAGCCACAGAGGAGGUCUGUGCGUGUCUCAGUUCUCUACUGGACUCCACGGAGGUUUUCAGUCCAACUCGUCACAAUGAUCGACUGAAAACCCUCAUGAGAGCUGCGAGACGACAGCAAGCGAUGCUUCACCUCCCUGUUUGUUUUUGUUUGACUCCCGUUCAUUUAUUGGCAGCGUGUUAACGCGUUCUCACAUCAGGCAUUUUGUGCCCAGAAUCUAUUAAAGGUCAAAUACUUAUGAUUUUUUUUUUUUUUAUUAGGGAGGAGAGUUGAGUGUCAUUAAAGGGUCAGUUCACCCAAAUACUAAAAGUUUUCCCUAUUUCCCAUAAUGAAAUCAAUCCAAUUUUUGUUUUGAUUUCAGUCUUUGCUGCAAAAAUAAUAAUGUUUGUGAUUCUCAUAACAUAGGAAAUUAUAUUUCAUAUUUGACUUCUGAACCAUUUUGGAGAAAAUAGUUGUGCCCCCCCCCCAAAAUAAAAAAAGAAAAGAAAAAGAAAUUCUUAAAUUGUAUUUUUCAGUGCCAAAAAUGUAAAUUCCACUCCCCUUCAUUAUGUUGGAGGCAGAAAUCUCAGACGCAGCUGUCUAAAAUGCCUAGACAAAUUAAAGACAAUCACAAAAUCAAUCUGCAUGGUAGGUUUCAUUACAUGGAAGACAAAAACACUCAGUGGCCACGUUAUUGGGUAAACCUCUUCAGUGCAAUGUCAUCCAAUACAACAGCUCUGUUAUAAAUUCAAUCUUUAUGUAACUUUUGUUGUUACUUUUCUUUUGAUACUGUCAGAGAGAUUAUAUUAAAGAGGUGUUUCUAAUUUUUGUUUGGCCCAUUCACAUAUGUUAGGCCGGCACAACUCAAUAUAAUACAGUCCAAUACACCACCAAGUAAUACCUCAAUAAUUAGCUUAUAGUUGAAUUAACACUUGAACAUUGUAAGAUGGGUAAGGGUAGCAUUACUGACAGAGCUGUUGUGUUGAAUUGUAUCAGUUCAUACAGUUGUAGUCCUUUAUGUACUGGGUGUGUAUAUAAGAAGAAGUAGUAAGAAAUUGGGGUGAACUGACCCUUAAAGGUCCAGCUGGGACCUCUGACCAGCAGCUCUUGUAGGAUUCUUCAAGUGAAGACGUUUGUGUCCAGCUACCUUUUCUGUUCUUACUGAAAACCUCCUGUUGUGUUGAAAAAGAAAAAGCACAUUAUUUUAAAUCUUUUUGUUUUGAGAGCAAGGUUCAGCUGGUUUUCUUUUGUUGGCAUUUUAGUAGUUGUCUAACUGGGAAUCUCCACUGGACGUGAGACGUAAGCGUUCGGCCAUCGAAUCCACACUGACUCCGUCUUCUGUAAACGUCUCAGCAGCUUCCAGGGAGCUGAGUGGACAGUGCCAACCUGUCUUCAGUGAGGGGAACCUGGCUGUAGUAAAGAAAAGCUCACAGACGGACAUAGACGUGAUCAAAGCACAUAUACAGCACGAUAUUUGUGUAAUUUCAACAGCUGUCCGAGCAGAUUGUGCUUUACUAAACGCUGCAAAAACGGGCUGACAGAGUAAGUAACACACGGCUUAAGUGUGGAUUGAUGAAUAAAGUGGGAGUGUAUCUGUUCUUUGAGGGGCCCAAAUUAAGGACGUCAGAAACGCUUUCAGUGGGGAUUGGCCAAAACACUCCAGAUUGGUAGCUUUGUAAAGGUACGGUUACAUUACACUUUGGUGUGGCGAAUAUUUGCUCCGUCUCCUUUUCAGAGUGGAAGCAAAAACCAUAAAUUCCGCAACGAAUUGCUGUUUUGGUGUGGACUCGCAGGUCAGAGUUCACCUUUGACCUGUGAUUUCACACCUUCUGCGGACAGAAACACUGAUGCAGUGUGUCGUCACACUGCACUGAACAGAAGACUAAUGUGACUGUACACUGGCAGAGCAGGACGCAGAGCCAGAGGACUUUAACGUGAAACUUUCUGUCUCCACAGUGUCCGCUCUGCUGUGGAUCAAUCUGACCCACCAGAGCAAAGGAUGCUGGGUAACAGAGGGCAGUCCUCAUCAGACAGGCUGAGCAUCAUGCUGCUGCUCCGCUGGUUUUUGUGCCAUAAGUGGCUUGUUGUGUGUUUGUCCAUGUGCCUAAAUGUUCUGUUAGGACUGGAGGGUGGAGGGUGGUGUGUGUGUGUGUGUUGAGAAAACUUUGUUACAGGCUGCGUUCACAGCUGAGAUCUGACACUAAUCUGCUUUGUCGACAUCAGAUCAGUUUCGGAGCUGCUGUGGACGCAGCCGUGAACUCUCAGUACCUCGAACUCCUGACGACCCAAACUGAAUCUCAACAGGGUCGUCUGAUGUUUGCAAAACAAUGCGUUCUGGAGCGCUGGGAGGUUUGGGCGAUGGUGUCACCUGGAGUUGAGACUUGUACCCAGUUUGCAGCUCUUUGUUACCAUCAGCAGAUGAGUGUUGACUUCAGUGUCAGGACUUGGGUCCAGAUGUUGCUUGUGUUCGGAUUGUCGCGGGUCUUUGUGUUGUCAGGUACAAACCUGUGAUUUCCUCUCCUGGUGGCGUCAUCGUCCUCUUAAACCAGCAGCGCUCACAGAAGCUUCAGAUAAACUGGUAACACUUGACUUCAGUUCCUGUUUACAGUGUCCACUCUCCAACCUUCACCGCCUCCAACAGCCAGUCAAACGACUGAAGACGAAAUCACACUACAAGACUGAAACUUAAGACGAGUUAAUCCUUCACAGUCAGCUCUGAUCUCCCAACAUCAGGCAGCAGGUGAUGAACGACCGCUGCCUCGUUCAUCAGCAUCAGGUGGACGUCGCUGUGACGUGAGACGAUCACAUGUCCGCCCAGUCAUCAGCAGGGUCACAUGGUCAACAGUUCUGUUAAAUCCAAACACUAACAUAGUUUAAAAGACAACAAAUCUCAAUCCGUCAAUCAGAACUCCCUCCAACAUUUGUUACUCUGGACAGUUUGACCUUUAACCCAUCACGUCACCACCUUUUUUGACUGAUGCCUUCGCUGCCUGGUUGUGUGGGAGACGGGGGAGUUAAAGGGCUGGAGUUUGGACAGCAGCGAACUGAACCAACCACUGAUCGUUCUAACUGUUGAACUGAAGACGCAACAGGCAGCAUGGCAGGAAAGCAGAGGCUCAUGGGAGUUAAGAGAGAGGAAGGUGGGAUCUCUGUCUGCGCCGUCUCUGAGUGAGACAGUCGAAGAUUUGAUGUCACUUUGACUUGAUUAAUUUUAAAACAUACAAAUAUACAAACUUCAUGCCAAUUAAUCUGAUCACAAAUACUGCAGAAUGUUGUCAGCGUGAUCCUGAGAAAAAGUAGCUGCAAUUUGUGUCUCAUCACAUUUUAGGGUUUUGGACGGUUCAUGUUAUCAGACCGCUCAAGGCGUUUUUAAGACUGCAGCUUUGGUUUAACAGAUGCAGUGUAUAUAACCAUUAUUAGGUGUUUUGUUGUAUUGAACUAACGAAUUUGGCUUACAUGAGACAUCAAUCUUGAUUUGCUUUUUCAGGCACCUCCACAUUAUUUAUUUGGAUAUAUCGGAUGUUUGAGAAAAAUCUGUCAUUAUGAUAACCCAUCAGGAGGUACAUUCACAUCCAUAAACUGCAGAUUCUGCACAAAAAGACAAAGACAUACCUGCACACCAAUAUCUUGUUCCCGAUUUGACUUUGACUCUACAUGGCAAUGACAAAGUUUUCCACCAAGCAUGUUUCCUUAGACUGAAACACUGUCAUUUCUGUGUAGGAUAAAAAGACUUUUUAUCAUAACUUUAUCUGACUAUCUAUCAGGUAAAUCUCAGAAGGUCAUUUAACAACACAACAGACGUUUUCAAGAACAAUCAAAGACUUCUCUGUCGAUCUGGAUAAAAAAGAUUACG
Plectropomus leopardus (leopard coralgrouper) is the source of this 6852-nucleotide messenger RNA. RefSeq names its product inositol 1,3,4,5,6-pentakisphosphate 2-kinase (gene ippk). Gene Ontology annotation, biological process: inositol phosphate biosynthetic process. The record is from RefSeq and is a predicted model, not a curated record. Gene Ontology annotation, cellular component: nucleus. Gene Ontology annotation, molecular function: inositol-1,3,4,5,6-pentakisphosphate 2-kinase activity; ATP binding. Lineage: Eukaryota; Metazoa; Chordata; Actinopteri; Perciformes; Serranidae.